Actinia tenebrosa (Australian red waratah sea anemone) is the source of this 1330-nucleotide messenger RNA. RefSeq lists its product as uncharacterized. Gene Ontology annotation, biological process: embryonic morphogenesis. Gene Ontology annotation, cellular component: tRNA-splicing ligase complex. The record is from RefSeq and is a predicted model, not a curated record. NCBI's taxonomy places the organism in Eukaryota, Metazoa, Cnidaria, Anthozoa, Actiniaria, Actiniidae.
ACAAUAUAUAGUUAUUGUCAACCAAGAUGGCGGCGUCUGGAACAAGCUUUAUACAACAAAAUCUUGAUCAUCCUGAGAUUUUAGAUCGGGAAAACUUAAUAGAAAUCCUUUGUGACCGAAGUAUCCCUCUAGAUGAAAUCAAAGAUUUGGAUAAGCAAGAAUUAGUGAAUUUGUUUUAUAAAUUUGUUGCUCCUUUGCCUCAAAGGUUACACCAACUCAGACGAGGUAAACGAGAACCACCAAAAACCACUGAAAGAACGCUUGCUAAAAAGACGGCAAAUUCAAUCAAAGGAAGAAAACGACUUUCAGAUGUACAAAAUUCAGUGGUGAAUGUCAAAAUACCCAAAUCAGACCUUGAGCAUGUUCUCAUCAACAAUGGCCCUUCAAAGUUAAAGCCAAAAACCCAGGAAGCAGACUUGUCACCAAAUACUAACCUUAAAAGACCUAGAGUGAAUCAAGAAGAUAAAGCAAAGCCUGUGAAACUUAACAGAAAGUUUGUUAAUUUAAAACUAAGUUCGCCAUCAGGAAAUUCCAGCUCUAAAUCAGUAAAUGGCAAAAAUGAAAAAACAGGAGCUAAGGAAAAAGACAGGAAUCAUGAACCAGAGACUACCUCAGACUCCACUAGCUCUCACUCAACUGACGAAGAACUCAAGCAAAUAAGRAAGAAGUUCAAGGAAAUAUCUUGGCCAUAGAACAAAGGUUUCUACUCCUCAACAAUAUCCAAUUGAAAUAUCUAUAGGAAAUUUUAAGAAUUUUCUUGCCUUUGUUAAUGUAUUUUUUAUCAACCAAUUUACUACAAAAUAAUUGUCAUAUUAUUAUAUAUAAUGUCUUUUAUCAAAUUUUUCUGUGAUGCUGAACUGUUAGAUUCUGUGAUAUUGGGAAUCGGGAAGCAGUGCACUCGCCUCUCACCUUUGGGGUCUCGGGUUUCGCUCUCCAAAUCAGGCCGUUUCAUAAAUUGGAGGAUUGUUACCACUCAAGAGACGUUUUAUCACUCAUAUUUAUAAGCUUAAGACAUUUAGUAAAUAGUUUUAUAGUUUCAAAAAGAUUGAAAUUAAAGAAAAGUACAAAAAUAAUUUGAGAAUCGGAGCAGGAAAAUUAAACUGCUGUGCGUAUUGCAUGCCGGGAAAGAACAGCUUCCCGCUCUGGUUCAAAAUAAAUCAUAUGACAGCCUAUUUACGAGGAAUGACAAAUAAUAAUUUUCCAAAAAAUGACUACAAGAUUACAUACCGCAAAAGAGAGACAAAGUCCAUGGAUAGUUUGUGCGCGCGCGCCUUUUUUUGUAAGAGCUCGGUCUAGCGCGAGCAUGGAAAUUAAAAACUUGAAUUUCAAA